Messenger RNA from Aricia agestis (brown argus), 966 nucleotides. RefSeq lists its product as uncharacterized. The coding region runs from base 1 to 966 and encodes 321 amino acids. The record is from RefSeq and is a predicted model, not a curated record. The transcript has 5 exons. Lineage: Eukaryota; Metazoa; Arthropoda; Insecta; Lepidoptera; Lycaenidae.
AUGCAGUAUAUUGGCGGAUUUAUCAAUAAUGAAGAUAGUUUUUAUGGCAGGCCAGCCCCCCGUCCUUCUCUCGCGGCCCAAGCGUUGUCAUCCGUCACGGAAGCCCUCACCUCCAUAGCCAAGUACGACGACUACCAGUGCGUGCCGCGGCUGCUGUGCGAGGCCAGCGGCGGCAUGAGCGGUCUACCUUCGGUGCCUGGCCUGGAGUCACUGUUGACGCUUCUAUCAGCUUACACCGGCCUAACAACCAAUCCUCUGUUCGUGUUCGGUCGAGCGGUGUACCUGGGCGUGUCGUCCCGCGGUAACCCCGCAUCUUGCCGGUACGCGUACCCGCAAUGUCCCACUGACGCAGAGAAGCUAGUGCAUUAUCUGAACAACCAUAAUGGAGGGUUCUUCAGAUUUUUCAACUCCCCACAACAGCAACAAAACUUGGAGCAGUUCUAUCAGAAUUACCAACCGCCUCAACCUGACCAAAAUCCAUACCCUCAAAAUGCCGGGCAGUACGGGUUCUACAAACCCAAUCUGUACGAAAGCCAACAGCAAUAUGGAUCAGCUUACAACUACAACAGACACAAAACCAGUAAAAUACAAAAACGCAUCCAAAACAAACCAAACUCUAAUUCAGUAGAUGAAGACGAUGCAAAAUGGACUUUUCCAGAUGGGAAUGCAGAUCUUGAUAAUGGAUUUUAUGCAGAAGAAGAUGUAAAUAAUUUCAAAUUCCCAGAAAGUAACAAAUACGAUAGAAAAACGCGCGGUUUUACGUUUCCUACUAAUUUUGUCGAAAAUCCCACAUACAAGGAGCCUACUAAUGAUAAAUUUAUAUUUUCAAAUCAAAACCAAGCAUAUGAUGAUAAAAGAAAAUAUCAAUAUAAUAAAUAUACAGUUUAUGUUGUUAGAGGUAACGGAGAUCCGAACCGUCCCGAAAUAAUCAAGUUGAAGCCCGGACAGUCCAUCAGCGAUUUCUGA